Cladocopium goreaui is the source of this 574-nucleotide messenger RNA. NCBI's taxonomy places the organism in Eukaryota, Dinophyceae, Suessiales, Symbiodiniaceae. The record is from the annotation of a GenBank genome assembly.
CAAUCGGCGAUUGAGAACGCACAGAAGGAUCAGGCAGCAGUUGUGCAAAAUAUUUUGGACAACAAAGAAUCCCACUUGAAAAAGAUCAGAUAUCUGUUCACGCAGCUCGGGGCAGACAAUACCGGUGCAAUCACCUACGAGAUGCUGAAUCAACACAUUCGAACGCCAGCUGUGCGCAUCUAUUUUGAGAGUUUGGGUUUGGAUGUGACAGAUGCAUGGUCCUUCUUCAAACUACUGGACUCUGAUGGAGGUGGUGCCGUCGAAGUCGAGGAAUUUUUGCUCGGCUGUCUCCGCUUGCGUGGACACGCUCGAGCAAUGGACAUCGCAAAGCUGACGUACGACCAAACUUGGCUCAUCAAGAGCCAGGGGAAGUUUCAGCAAUUUGUGGAGGAAGAGCUGCAAGGCUUGAACAACAAGGUUACGGCUUUGACCCAAAUCUUUGGGGAGAAGGACUGAUGCAAUGCGAGGAUUGUCCCAAUCUUCAAACCCGUGAAAUGGAGCCCACUGUUUUCGUGUCAAGAGUGGUUAUUGCCACCAGCCAAGGUUUCAGGUUUCAAUUCCGCAGCCUUUCUGG